Molecule: messenger RNA, 2096 nt
Organism: Spodoptera frugiperda (fall armyworm)
Lineage: Eukaryota; Metazoa; Arthropoda; Insecta; Lepidoptera; Noctuidae
Product: translocator protein
Exons: 5
Coding region: 184-714 (176 amino acids)
Cellular component (GO): mitochondrial outer membrane
Source: RefSeq, a predicted model, not a curated record
UGAAAAGCCCACAAUUUCCAAAGCGUUUCCAGUAUUUCCGUAAAUUUUAAAUUUUGUAUCAUAAUAUUUGUUCGAGGAAGCUGAUUUCGCUUUUACAUUUUUAUUUUCACAUUUACGAGACGUUUUCUGCGUUUACCAGCAGAUUUUGGAUUAAAUAACAUAAACGACAUAAACGACUUCGUAAUGGCAAACUGGCCCGCUCUUGGUUCCAUGGUGUUACCCAACGUGGGUGGAUGGGUCAACGGCCUGUACUUCGCUGGCCAGAUCCGGAAGGAUGAUGGUCAGAAGGCAUGGUACGAUGGCCUGAAGAAACCAAGCUGGAACCCACCCAAGUGGGUCUUCGGACCAGCCUGGACUGUUCUGUACAGCAGCAUGGGUUACGCUUCAUAUAUCAUCUAUGAAGAGUGCGGAGGAUUCCAAGAUGAGGCAGUACUCCCCCUUACUCUGUACGGAGGCCAGUUGCUCCUCAACUGGGCGUGGACUCCCAUCUUCUUCGGCAUGAAGGACUUCAAACUGGCCUUCAUCGAGAUCUCAGUCCUGUCGGGCGCUGCCCUGGCGACGACGCUCUCCUUCUUCCCCAUCAGCCACAAGGCCGGCUACCUGAUGCUGCCCUACCUGGCGUGGCUGGGCUACGCCAGCUCGCUCUCCUACUACAUCUGGAAGAACAACCCCAAGGUCGAUGUCCGCGAGAUCAAGGAUGAGAAGGCGCAGUGAAGAACAUAAAUCAUCAAGAGAAAACGCUUAAUAACUUAAUUAAUAUUUCCUUAAGUCUACGAACAAAUAUGUGUUCUUAGUUUUAGAUGCAUAUUACACGCUAUAAGUGCAAUUUCAUUAUUUUCUAAGUAAUAUUUAGGGUGAUAGCUUCACGCUAUUGGUAAGGUAAAGGGUAAGUUGAGACAGUGAAUUAGACCAACAUUAAUAGCACAAAUGUGAAAAGCGGCCUGACAGUGCAUGGAAUACGGCCUGAAAUUGCAUAACAUACGGCCUGGUGCGUAAUAGGGCCUGAGAGUACAACACAGGGCCUAAUACUACUUAACAGAGUCUAGAACGGCCUCACUAAGCUUGUAACGGCUUGAUAGUCAUCAUUAUCACAAUGGUAUAGGACACCAGUAGUGAAACUACUUGACAGUACAUAAUACAGUUUGAUAGGGCCUAAUGCGGCCCACUACUGCUUAUUACGGCCCAAUACUGCAAGAGCCCAAAACAUCUACAUGACUUUAGUCAAGCAAGUUCGCACAAAAGAAAAUAAAGCUUGAAAAGUAUUUAUUUGUGUUCCAAAGUAUUAAACUGUCUGUCAACGUUGUCCAUACUAGUUUAUUGUCUCAAAAUAAUGUACUGAGCUGUUGUAAAAACAAUAAAUAAUACAACUUUGAUAAUAAUAAAUAACUUUUGUCUUCGUAACAGUAUUUAUUCUCGCAUUUAUUAUUAAACUUCUUAGGUAUUGUGGGUAUGUAAUACAUUAAUAAACAUUGUUGUAUGUAAUGUUAAUUAAAGUACAGUUUUACUAACAUAUUUGUGUAAUUAUUAUAUGUUAUCGGCUUACUCACGUAACGGUUUGACGAGGAACUCGAGGUGAGUAAGCCGAUAACAUUUAACCGUAAAAAAUCAUAUUUGUGUAAUUUUUACUACGAAAUUUAUAAUUUUGUGGGUGUUUUUGUUAAACGAAAAACGUGUAAGUAUUUUAUUAUUCUACAAGGUGCUUAGUACUCAAAUCUAGGUAUUAAGAAAUAGAAUUUCUCAAUAAAAUUUAAAUUACGUCAAUAAAUACCAUUGACAUGUAAAAAUACCCACAAAAUUACAUAUUUGACGUCUACCCUCCAUAAUUUUGCAGGAACAAAGUUGUUUUUAUUUAUUUGUAUUUUAGAUAUAAGUGGAAAGUGACCUUGAGAGCACAAAUAUAUAUUACUUAUUUUAUAUAUUUAUUAUACGCAUUCCUCGAUGGCAUUUACUAUAUUUUGAAUAUUGAAACCAAAACGAAAGUGUCUAGUGUAUCAUUUGAGAAGUGCACUUUUUUGUGUAAAAUGUAACUCUAUGUAGAUUAUUCGAAUAUUUAUUGUUUGAAAAAUUGUUGUCUAUCAAUAAAUCACUUAAAUGUC